Patella vulgata (common limpet) is the source of this 5044-nucleotide messenger RNA. RefSeq names its product sex peptide receptor-related protein 2-like. Gene Ontology annotation, cellular component: membrane. The record is from RefSeq and is a predicted model, not a curated record. Gene Ontology annotation, biological process: G protein-coupled receptor signaling pathway. Bases 5 to 1171 code for a protein of 388 amino acids. Gene Ontology annotation, molecular function: G protein-coupled receptor activity. The transcript has a single exon. NCBI's taxonomy places the organism in Eukaryota, Metazoa, Mollusca, Gastropoda, Patellidae.
CAUCAUGAAUCUGGUAUCUGAAGAGUCACAGGUGUCAUCUCAUAACUCAUCUCUAAAUAUGGACAUCAACAUAUCGGACACAGAUAUCUGGAAUCCCAAUGAAACAUUUGGUGAAUGUCAUAUGGAGCCUGAUGAUAAUAUAUUUGUAUCUACAAUAUUACCUAUUGUGGUUUGUGGUGGAAUUGUGGGCAUUGUCUUGACUGUUAUAGUGCUUGGGCGUAAAACUAUGUGCACUUCGACAAAUUGUUAUCUGACAACACUUGCUAUUGCUGAUCUCCUUUUUCUUCUUCUGCUCUCGUUCAAACUGCUGAUGGAGAGAAUACUUGGUUGUAUUAUUUCCAAUCGGGAUGAAUACAUUAUACUGACUCAUUAUGUUGAUAUAUUUAUGAAUUCUUCUCAUCUUGCAUCUAUCUGGGUGACUGUUAUGUUGGCCGUUGAACGGUAUAUUGCCAUCUGCUAUCCCCUUAAAGCUAUGUCCAUAUGUACCAUUAAUCGUGCUCGUUGUGUGUUGGCAACCAUUUGUGUGUUGUCCUUUGUCUGUCGAGUACCAAACUUUUUUGAAGUGGGAAUUAUCUGGGUAACCAUCAACAAUGAAACUGAAGCAAUGUGGAACUGGACCUCUGAUGCGUACGACAAUACCCUCUAUGUUCUUAUUGUGGAUGUGGUUUUGACAGCUAUUUUACCGUUCAUAGCACUCACCAUCUUCAAUAUUCGGCUCAUUGUUGAGAUUCACAAGUCAAGUCGUUACCUACGUUACCAUCUGGCUGCUGAUUCUAACGUCCAGACAGUAAUAUCAAAAGAACAGAUGAAGAUUACCAUCAUGUUGAUCAUAAUAAUUCUGGCGUUCUUUCCCUGCCAGGGUCCAUUUAUUGUAUACCACGCUAUAUUUGCUUACAACAGAUUCAGUCUCACGACUACCAUAGAUGAUAUUUUUGGAUCAGUUCAAGCUUUUGAACAGUUUAAAACUGCUACACAGAUCCUCAUUGCAUUAAAAUCCUCCUUGAAUUUUAUUAUUUACUGCUGGUUCAGUGAAAAGUUCUGGAACACUUUUAAAAGAAUCUUUUGCUUGAGGUACUGCGUCCCUAAACAACUACCAAAGAGAAAUGGUCACAAUAGCAACAACAAUUGUCACCGACCUUCAUAUCUUAUUACCAGAGAAACAACCUGCUGACUAAUAAUGGACAUGGAUCCUGGAAUUGAAAGAGAUGGAAACAAGAUCUGAUUUUCCAGAAGAAACAGAACAUACAGAUAUCCAAACAUUUCAUUCAUUGUUAAUAAAAACUUCAACUUUCAUGAAAAAUAUCACUUUCAUUUUGAUAUUAUUCUUCAACUUUGCAAAUGAUGGAUACUGUGGAAGAUGGCAUUGGGAAUAAGACUGGAAACAAUCAAUCAAAUCUCUUGGAUUUCCAAAAUAAACCAGGAAAGUUCCCAUACAAGUACACUUGUUGAGUUUGCUUGGUGCAUAUUGGCUUUAUGAAAAGACUCCUAGAAAACUAGGAUAUGGUAUCGAACUUUGUUUAAAACAAAAAUUUCUCAAAGUGAUUCUGUUGAUCAGGAGCUACUAUAUGUCUUGACAUUUAAAUAGGGGUUUUGUUGCUGAAAUAAAAAGCCCAUGGCUGAAACUGUGAUGUAAGUUUAAGUUAGUAAAGACAUAUAUGAACAUGUGAAAACAGAAACAAGGAAAAGCAGAGAGUGAUAUGUCAAAUAUGCUUAUAUUUUAAACACACUCUGCAUUGUGGACAACAUGGGUCCUUUAGUGACACUUUUAUUGUCAUAGUGAACUUUUGUGCGGCCUAAAAUUAAAAUCAUGAACAAAUGGACAAUUAAAAAGGCUGGUUCUUCAUAAACGGUGGGAAUAAAUAACCAGAACUGGCCGAAUUAUAUGUAUAUAAAUGUGUAGACAUUAAAUUUAUUCAUCUAGUUUUUAAAAUGAUUAAACCAUAAUUUGAUUUGGGUAAAAAAUGUUUCUAUUCAAUGACUAAAAACUAGUAUUAGUAUGCAAACUGGCAUAUGAAAUGGGUUUAACGUCCUACUUUUCUGCUAAUGAAGACAGAGAUAUGCCAUGUUGUUUUAAGUAACAUGUACUUAUAUCUUUAUAUAUUUAAGUUACAUUAUGAGAAGAAUGUUACAUUAAAUGUGUUUCGAGUAGAAUGUCUGUAAUAUUGUUAUAAUACAGACUUGGAAAUAGCAAUCUUAACUUAACUAGACCUUUUCAUCCAGAUUUUCAGGCAUGGUUUCCCCUUGUCAAGGAUUGAGGAUGGAGGGCCUGACAAGGACAGCUGUCUAGUCAUUCGGAUGAGACAAAAAACCGAGGUUCUGUGUACACAUUGGCGUGCACGUAAAAGAUCCCUUGACAGUUGGAAUUCGAUAUAACAGUUGGCCGUAGUGCCGCUGUCCAGGCAAAAUUUCCCUCAUAGCACACUGUAUGGCGUAUGCCCGUCUUCAUUAGCCCAGUUCGGAGCAAAACAGUAGGACAUUAAACCCCAUUUCAUUUCUUUCAUUUAACUAGACCUUAGUGUGUAAUUUGAUAUUAUUGACCAUAUCAUUAGAAUAAGUGACAAGAAUAUCUCAUUUGUUACUGGUCUACCACAAGGGUCUGUACUGGGUCCUAUGUUAUUUCUUCUCUGAUAAUAAAAUCAUCAUCUCCAUGAGAAACAGCAAAACCCUUGGAUACAUAUAACUGACUAUUUCUAUGCCUUAAAAUUUGAGCAUAUUAUUAUUGAAAAUAAAUGAUAAUGAUUCAAUCCUGGGACAGGUUCCAUUAGCAAGGGGGAGUUUUUCUAUGCUUUCCAUGAUUCUCAGAUGAACUUUAGAGGAAAUGUAAACAAUAUAAAGUCAGAUAGAUAGGCAGGGGCCAUAUUAUUAAACCUUUGGAAGUAUAUAAUAAAAUCUUAAAAUCUAUGUGAUAAACAAUAGUUAAUGUAAUCUUUAAGUGGCAUUUAGUGAUUGGGGUACACAAUAACAGAACACAAUUUUUAUGGGAAACAAUCACUGGUUUUAUUCUAAUAGCACAACGUUUCGACAAGUAUCCUCUUAUCGUUAUCAAGCACAAUGACAUUUAGUAAACUUGGAUUUAAUAUAUAAGAGUUCAUGAUGAAGCCAUUUACAUGGGGUUUAACGUCCUACUGUUCUGCUCCUAUACCAGGCUAAUGAAGACGGGCAUACGCCAUACAGUGUGCUAUGAGGGAAAUUUUGCCCGGGCAGCGGCACUAUCGCCUACUCUUAUAUCGAAUUCCAACUGCCAAGGGAUCUUUUACGUGUAUUCCAAUGUAUGCAUGGGACCUCGGUUUUCCAUCUCAUCUGAAGGACUAGACAGCUGUCCUUGUCAGACCCUCCGUUCUGCACCACUGACAAGGGGAAACCACGUCAGGUAAGGGAUCAAGAUCAGGUGUAAUAAUAAUGUUCAUGUCUUUGGUAACAGUAAUAAGUCAGACUGCAAAAUCUUGCUACCGGUAAUACUCUCUCAGAGGAUGACCAAGAUAUUUUGCUGCUUCUCUCUUAGUGGACGUCAAGAGAUCUUUCAACAUUUUUAUGACACUAGUAGUAGUGGUAUAAUUGUGUGGCAGGAUGCUGAGAAGUCACAUGCAAGCAUUGGUAAAAAAAAAAAAGUAAUUUAAAUUUUCUACGAAUAUUUUAUAUUGUGGCAGGUAUUGCAUAAUAGAUGUAUGUAGGUACAUAGUUUGUAUUUUGAAUCAAAGAGGUGGUGAAAUUCUUCCAUGAAACUGCAUAAUAUUGUGUAAUGUUAAUAUUUUGAUCUUUGAAAUUAUCAAAGAUAUUUUUCAAUUAUAAUGAUUAUGUGUAUAUAGAUUUACAUAUGUAUAGAACACAUGUACAUGCCAAUAAAUAUUUACAAAAAGACCCCCAUAGCUGUGGAUUUUGCACUCAUGAACACCCAACUUACUUAAAUAUACACACCAUGGGAAUAUGAACAUUUAGUGGAAAUUUUCAGUAAAUCAUUUGGUGGAUUACUGUCAACAAAAACUUAAAGAUGCAUCAUGCAAGAUUUAGAUAAAAUGCAGGCCGUUCUUGCUAUAAUUAUAGUUCAAAAAUAGAUAAUAAAGAUGAAUUAUACACUGCAAAUUUCAUUCAAAUUACUUUAUUUUGAGCUACGUUAUGAGUGUUGGAAGAUGCAGUGUAGAUUGUUUAUUAUCGUUUCAUGGAACUGGACAAAAGAAAACAAGGCUCGAUUAUCCAUUGUAUCGUUACAUUUUUAAAUCUCGCAGGCUUUCGCAUCUGAUUGUAUAAAGAAUUGAUUAUGGGUUUGUCAUGUUAAUAAAUGUCUAAAUAAUAGUUUUAUAACAUUUGGAGCCAAAAAAAAAAGACCUGCAAUAUACAGAUUUAGCUCUUACAAAAUGUAUCUUUACAUAUAGUCAAAUUAAAUAAUACUGCCCACUAGCACUAAAGCUCCCUGUGCUAGAUCAAAAUUUAUAACAAAUUGGUCAUAGUAAUGGUUAUCUAGAUUUCAUUGUGUGAUAUUUCUAACAAAUGACUAAAAUAUAAUUGUAUAUAUGUAUAUAAUGAUCAGAUUAAAUGAAAAUUUAAUGUGACUGACCACAGGCUGGGUUUGUAAAAUUAGGAAGUGUGGAUACGUUAUAGGAAGUGAUAGUGUUUUCAUGGUCAUAUUUUAGUUUGAUAUACAAUAAAUGUAGUUCUAAGAUAUUCAAUUUCAUUUUGUUGUUUGUUUGUACAUUGCAUUUCAAACUUGUAAAUUACAUGAGUUCAAAAAGCUAAUUGGUAUUUGUUGUACCUUUUGUCUGUUAUAUACGUAUACAUAUACCGGUUAUUGUGAUAUCAUAUACCACUUUCUGUUAUCUUGUAUUGAUAUAUAUAUAUUAUAUAGCUGUCAAUGGUGUAAAUGCUCUAGUUUUGUUGUAUUAUAUAAUAUGUGAUAAAAUGUAUAGGAGGUGUUAGUUAUCAUGUUAAAUAAAUAUAUAUAUAGUUGCAUUAUCAUAUGUUAUUAUGUCUAGUUUUGUUAUCAUGUUUUAAGUAUUUGAAAUUUGUUAUCAUGUUUUAAGUAUUCCGGUUGUGUUACCAUGUUAAAAGU